AUGUCUAAUGUUCCCGACCUACAAUCUAUAGCCGCUGAUCCAAGGAGGGCGUUGGUAGUUCGAGGAAAAGUCGAGCUUCGGCCCCCUAUCUCCAGUGCUGUAUGGACGUCUGACGAAUCUAUAUCCUAUCAAUUGAACGCAAAGUGUCAAGAUUUCAUCACCCGGUAUCUUGGACGAAGUCUCCUCACCCCCGAUGACCCCAAUAUGAGACAUGUCAAUCGCAGACUUUUAAGGCUAGCCUUCGCCAACCCAUAUUUGAUGCACGCCUCUCUAGCUGUGGCACUUACAUACGACCGCUAUCUAAAUAGAUCAUUAGGCAGCCCUCGCAGUCUAGAAGAAUGCUACCACUGGUCUCAAAGUACAGCUCUCCUUAACAAGCGACUAAGCGAGCCAAUUGAAACGAAAGACAAAGAUCCAAUCUGGGGCACUGCAGCUGCUCUGGCUAUGUUGACUUUCUCAUCCCCUGACGCAUACACCCCAGAACAAUCGUGGCCUUUGAAGUCUUCUGACCACUUAGAUUUGGACUGGUUGCGCAUGCUCAAUGGGAAAAUGUCACUGUGGCACAUUAUGAACCCACUACGAUCGGACAGUCUGUUCCGUGUCAUGGCGGCGACUUAUGCUGAUAUCAACUCACCCUUGCCAGAGAGCGGUGUAGAUGGUAUACCAAGGGCCUUGGUUGCCGUCUGUCGCCUCACAGACUCAUCCACGUCCAAUAACAACGCGUAUUUCAAUGCUGCCCACGCAGUAUCCCAGAUCCUGGAUCACCCGGAUAGCGAAGUCACGACAGGUCAAACCCAGGUUUUCACGCGCAUCAUUAGUGGUCCUUUCGAAGACUUGCUCCGGGAAAGGGACCCUGUAGCGCUGUUGUUGCUGUACCUGUGGUACUGCAAAACAGGUCGCAGUAUAUGGUGGAUUGAACUCAGGGCUAAAGUGGAAUGUCCUUCUAUUUGCUCGUAUUUACGGCUAUAUCACAAAGAGAAUAUCGCGCUACAGGCGUUUCUUCCAGGAGGGGCUCUGGCUGACAGAUGGAGUUAG
Messenger RNA from Penicillium maclennaniae, 1035 nucleotides. RefSeq lists its product as uncharacterized. The transcript is spliced from 2 exons. Gene Ontology annotation, biological process: regulation of transcription by RNA polymerase II. Bases 1 to 1035 code for a protein of 344 amino acids. NCBI's taxonomy places the organism in Eukaryota, Fungi, Ascomycota, Eurotiomycetes, Eurotiales, Aspergillaceae. The record is from RefSeq and is a predicted model, not a curated record. Gene Ontology annotation, molecular function: DNA-binding transcription factor activity, RNA polymerase II-specific.